GGUCGUCGUAAAAUCACAGCUUGUUCAGCAUCGCCACAACAACACUGUUUUGCAGAAAAGGGGAUUUUGACGUCUGAUUUGGAACACAUUAACAGGUACGCUGGAAUUUUCGGACACCCACUCGGACAUGUCCUAUGUCUUCAUCAAUGACUCGUCGCAGACCUCCGUUCCCCUGCUCCAGGCCUGCAUCGACGGGGACCUGCUUUUCGGCAAGCGGCUCCUGGAGACGGGCUGUGACCCCAACAUACGGGACAACCGGGGCCGUACUGGCCUGCACCUAGCGGCCGCCAGGGGGAACGUGGACAUCUGUUGUUUUCUCCAUAAGUUUGGUGCGGACCUCCUGGCUACAGACUACCAGGGAAACACGGCGCUCCACCUCUGUGGACACGUGGAUACCAUCCAGUUCCUGGUGUCCAACGGUCUCAAGAUAGACAUCUGUAACCACAACGGGUACACUCCUCUGGUGCUGGCCAAGAGGCGCGGGGUGAACAAGGACGCUAUCCGCCUGCUGGAGGGCCUAGAGGAACAGGAGCUGAAAGGAUUCAACAGGGGAGCCCACUCCAAACUGGAGACCAUGCAGAUUGCUGAGAGUGAGAGUGCAAUGGAGAGCCACUCCCUGCUGAACCCUGACCUCCAGAACAGGGAGGGAGUCCUGUCCAGCUUCAGGACCACCUGGCAGGAGUUUGUUGAGGACCUGGGCUUCUGGAGGGUGCUGCUACUGCUGGUGGUCAUCGCCUUGCUCUCUCUGGGCAUCGCUUACUACGUCAGCGGGGUGCUGCCCUUCUCCGCCAGCCAGCUGGAGCUGAUACACUGAGGGAGGGGUGGAUGGACAGAGGCUGAAAGUUGGCUUGGGCUACAUUCUGGUUAUCCACCCUUGUCCAGAAGUGUGCACUUGCAUAGUCCCCCUUUUUAUGGAUUUAAAACCAUAGGAGUGGUGUAAGCGUUGGCUGGAUUCAACUUUUUUGAAAUCCUUAUGAGAAAGUGUGCAAGUGCACACUUCGGGAGAAGGGCGGAGAAUCUGGACUCAGCCAUGGAUGCAGCUGCAGUCUUCAUUUCCUGCACUUAUGUAUGUGUGUUAUAUGUUAUUUGCUUUGAACAUUUUCUCACUAUGGCCAGUUGUGCAUGAGAAUGCACAUCAUUUCAUGUGUCAUUCAUUCGUAUGACUAAAUAGACCAAAUAUCGACCAGUGACCAUCUUCUUUCUGGAAUACUGACAGCUUUUAAAGCAUAACCGUCAAAAAAAGAAAAUAUUCAGUACCAGUCAAAAGUUUGGAAACACCUUUUUAUUCAAGAGUUUAUAUAUAUAUUUUUAUUCAAGAUUGUGAAAAGCUGUCAAG
This is a messenger RNA of Salvelinus namaycush (lake trout), 1336 nucleotides long. RefSeq names its product ankyrin repeat domain-containing protein 46-like. The transcript has 5 exons. Gene Ontology annotation, molecular function: protein binding. The coding region runs from base 128 to 814 and encodes 228 amino acids. The record is from RefSeq and is a predicted model, not a curated record. NCBI's taxonomy places the organism in Eukaryota, Metazoa, Chordata, Actinopteri, Salmoniformes, Salmonidae.